AUGUCUCAUAAGUAGGGAGAGUAAGAGUCUUUCUAAGAAAAAAAUUGCAUGGGAAGAGCGGGCAAGUCUUUUAAGAAGAUGGAUGUUUACGGAGAGAAAAUUUAGCUAACUUACUAAGGCAGAGAAACAUUCAAUACAACACCCGGUGCUUCUGUUUCGAUUAUUGUUAUUGCUGUGAUUCUUGCAUACGCUAUUUACAGAGCUUUUAUAUUAGUUACUCUAGGAGAUACCCAAAUCAGUAAAAAAUCAUUUCUUAGAGAUUUAGAUACUGUGGGUCCCUUUUCACCUCAAAAUUAAGGAUUUGAUUUUGCAUUUGGUAUAGGAAAACCUCUAGACCCUACCUAUGGUAACAUAGGAGUAAGGUUGAUUAAUUUCUAUUAUACAAAUGAGACAGAUGCAAAUGGAAAUAAAAUAAGAAUAAAAGACAGGAUUAAUCUUGAUAUUGAUUUGUGCAAUAAUACUGGGUUUAACUUUACAGACUAGUAUUCAGUGAAAUAAUUUGGUAUCUUGAAUCAGUAUUGCCUAAAAAAUAAAUCAGCUUUUUUUCUGAAUGGAGAUUUUUAUUCUUUUAAUUUCACAUAUAUUGAAAUCAAGCUCAACCGCUGCUUUAACAGGAGUUCAUCUCCCAUUAUUUGUUAAGAUCCCUAAGUUAUAAAAGAUUUCUUUACUCCUUUGCAAUUUAGUGUACCUUAUGUCAAUACUUUCUUUGAUUUCAAUGACUAUGAUUAAUAAGUAAAGUACUUUAUAGAUGAUUCUCUAUUUUGGGAAUUAGAUACUAAUAUAAUAAAUAAGGUUAAUUUCUACGUUUAGAAAAAUGAGGCUUCUCUUUAAGACGAUUUCCUAUAGCUUGGUUAGAGUAAUGAUUAUGAUUUUUAUGGAGUCAGCAAUCAAAGAACCUAUCAAGAUAACUACUCAGAUAAUGAUGGCUACUACGCUGCUGUUUAUUUGCGCAUUGAUAAUAGAUAUGAUAUUUUUGAGAGACAGAUCUAUUCUGUUCUUCCGUAUCUUGGCGACGUUGGAGGUCUCGAAUAGUCUAUAUUCUUGCUUGGAAUGCUGUUUAUCAGCUUUUUCACCAAGAGAAUCUUCAACGCCUCUAUCUUGAAAAGGAUAUACUAAGUAAAGAACUAUCACUAGGAUGAAAUCGAUAGGCAAAAUGAAUUAGAAGAUAUCAAUUAGAAUCUAUCCAGCUAAUUCAUUAAGAAAUAAGGAUCAGAUCUAAAGUCAUCCUAUGAUUCAUUAAAAGAAAAAGGAUAAUCAAGAUCAAACCUUAAUAUGCCAAAUAUAAAGAAGUCAAGCUGGACUUAAUCAUAAUCGGAUGCUGAUAACGAUGAUGAAAAUCCGAAAUAAUAGAAAUUAAAACAUAAAAACAAUGACAAAAGGGCUUCUAAAUACAAGGUAGAAAGCUAGAUAACAAAUUAAGAUGGAGUCGAGAAGGUCGCGAUGGUAGGAAUGACUCCUAGACAAAUCACUCAUAGAUAAACAAAAGACUCAAAUCAACUGGAAAUCAAAAACUAUGCGAAAAAAUCUACUAAGGUUACUAGCUUCCUCUAUUAAGAUUCAAGUGUCAAGGCAUCUAUUCAGUCAAAAACUAUGAAGAAAAAAAUGUAGGGUCUAUAGUCAGAUGAAGAAUCAGACUAAGAUUCACCAAUAAAGAAAGUCAAGAGAGCCAUGAGUUAACAAAACCGAACUCCUAAAUCAGGGGAAAAACCUAACCUUAAUAUUAAUGUCUCUUAAGUUAAAAGAAAUUACCCCAGGUCAAAUCAUAGUGAAAGCAAUAAAUACACUCCAAGGUUAAAUAACACUAAUUUCUAGAAGAAGAUUAAAGAGGAUAAGACAGUUUCCUAGGAAGAUGUCAACUAGAUUUUGGCUGAUCUUAUUAAUAGACGUAGAUUUAGAUACACAAGCAAAGAUAUCCUCACAUAUUUGUUUUAAUGCCUGUGCCUUAGAAAAACGAGAACACUCAGAGAAAAUAACGUUUACAAGAACCAUUAUUUGUUUAUGAAGGCUUAAGAUAAGUUAGAUUAGGAAUUAGACGUGAUCACUUUGUUAAGAUCUCUUAGAAAACUGAGACUCAUGAAUUCUACUUUGUUAAAUCAAAAGAAUAGAAUGAUUAUGAGGUUCCAAAGAAAAAAUCUAGUCGAAACUUAGUCAUCCUCUUCGGACUCAGAUGACAAUAAGAAUGAUACCUUGAAGCAGAUGGAGAACUAAAACCCAAUGGUACGACUCAUGGUUUACGGCAAGCUCAAGAAAAUGAUGAUGUCUUAUGCUAAUUAGAAGUUGCAUACUAUUGACAGGAACCUCAUAAGAGGUAUAUAUCUGAGAAAGAUCAAAGAUUUUAAGGAGGAUAUGAAUGAAAAGUUUGGAAGCAAACAGCUUUUCACAAGACUAACCGGAAAAUAUCUAAAAAUAACAGUUGAACAAGAAGAAGGCUCACCAAUCCAAGAAACCAAAUAAGACCCCAAAAAGAAGAAGAAAAGUUCCAAGAAAUCCAAGGAAAGAAAGCCAAAGGAGGUUAAGGAAUUGGAGAGUUCUUUGAACCUUGAGGAUUCAAUGAGACGCCUCAAUGUUAGCAACUAGAUUAUAGAUGAAGCACUAGAAGAUUUCAGUGAAACUUGCCUUUAAAAUCAAUUUAAAAUCAAUGAAAAAGAUAAUAAAUCUCACCGUAAUAUUGGUAACUCUUCUAAUAAGAGGCAGAGGUCAAAAUCAAAACAAUAAUAACCAGUUUUUUCCUAGAAAGAAUACUUAGAACCUGCUCACAAGAAAAAUAAGGGAAAGUCCUCUUCAAUCAUUCAGGCAAAACUUAAGAAUUUAAGCUGA
This is a messenger RNA of Stylonychia lemnae, 2817 nucleotides long. NCBI's taxonomy places the organism in Eukaryota, Ciliophora, Spirotrichea, Sporadotrichida, Oxytrichidae. The record is from the annotation of a GenBank genome assembly.